This is a messenger RNA of Papilio polytes (common Mormon), 2899 nucleotides long. It is a transcript of the gene wls, whose product is annotated as protein wntless. Gene Ontology annotation, molecular function: Wnt-protein binding. The record is from RefSeq and is a predicted model, not a curated record. NCBI's taxonomy places the organism in Eukaryota, Metazoa, Arthropoda, Insecta, Lepidoptera, Papilionidae. The coding region runs from base 884 to 2518 and encodes 544 amino acids. The transcript has a single exon. Gene Ontology annotation, biological process: intracellular protein transport; Wnt protein secretion; Wnt signaling pathway. Gene Ontology annotation, cellular component: endomembrane system; organelle membrane.
GUACCAAGUAAAUAAUUUUAAAGCCAUUAAUUCCAAAUAUUUACGUGCUUUUCUAGCUAAUUUUGAUUGCUACAUAAGCACAUAUUGUAUAUUUAAAAAAAUAAAUGUAGCAAAUUAUUAAAACAUUGCCAAAUUAUAUUUAGGCCACACCAUGGUACUACGGACCGCAUUUGAACCGACCUUUAAACUACAUUUCUUGCGUUGAUUAUUAAAAAUAUGAUUUUCUGUAAAAUAUUGUUUUUUUAAAGGAAGGUUCUGGAAGCACGUCGUGUAGUCUUACCGAGCGGGCAACAAGCUUCAUGCUGCUCCGGCUUGCUCGGGUCAGGUAGCGGUAGCACUAACGAUACUACUCAUUAAGGGAUUGUUAAGGAAGGAAUUAAAUCAAUAAACAAUAUGAACCAAAAUAAAAAUAAUGGAAAUAGGAGUCGGAUUGGGUCAAGCGAAUACGAAUUAGUAAAUUAGUAGCGACGUCAAUAUUUGUCCAGAAAAAUUUUGAUGCUUACUGUAUUUAGCUGCACUCUGUUGCUAUUAGCAUUUUAACUUUUACAAAUGUAUCGUGAAUUGUGAAGUAGCCAUGAAAUACUACUGUGAUAUUUAUGUGGAUCCGCUUUCAUUUUCAUUUAUAAAUUAAAUUAAAACGCAUGAAAACUAUAACGAAACGAAAUGUUAUAGCGUCGUUAAAAAAUAACCGCUACUUGAAUAUGGCGUUAUGUAUUGUACUGGCAACAUCUUUGUUCGCGCAUGUCAAAAACAUCGCAUCAAUUUAUUAAUCACGGUCGCGUCGGUUCGGUCGACAUUUUUGUGGUAGACAACAAUGAAAACCGGUUUUAUGUCUUAAAAUAGGGAUACAUUUAAGUUAAAUACGCGAAAAGUGUGUAUUAAAAUGACAGGAACAAUAAUAGAAAACCUAAGCGGUCGAAAACUUGCCGUAUUAGUUACGUUUCUUUUGUUAUGUCAAGUUACAUCUUUUCUCAUCGGAGGUUUAAUCGCACCCACGCCAGCUAGUGUUCAGAAUAUUCUCGGUACAGUAUGCAAGGACACGACUACGAUGAAAAACGAUACGAAAACGUGGUUUUACAACCGCGGCAAAGGUUCGUGUAAGUCGAUCGAACUCGGCGACAUGCAUCAAGACUUGUCGGAGACAGAUGUUGUUUUUGCAUUCCAAAUGCCAGUUCCUCGCGACAGCAGAACAUUAGAUUUCUCCAGAUGGCAACAGAAUUUAAUCGGUGUCCUACUAGUAGAUUUAAAGUACCAUUCGCAAAUGGAAGUGAAGCCCAGAAGUACUAUUACGAUCGAUGCGCGGCUCGCUUAUAAAAACAAAGGCGAUGCGGACGACGGGUGGAAACUUUACACACAAUCGGUAGAAAAACGACAUUUGGACUGUGACAUUGAAUUGAAAACUGAAGAAUAUUUGUAUAAUUGCUCAGCUAUUCCACUAUUUGAACUAGGUUCAUUGCACCAUGACUUUUAUUUACUCAAUAUUAGACUGCCAGUGGACACGCCAAGCAUGAAUACCAACAUAGGGCACAUACAAGAUAUCUGGCUUACUGUAAUAAAUCAAAAUGGAGGUUUUACUAAAGUAUGGUUAUCAUUAAAAACCAUAUUCUUCCCAUGUAUCAUUGGAAUAUUGACAUGGUUUUGGAAUCGCAUACAUAUGUUACAAAGAAAGCCUGUAUUAUUAGAGAAAAUGCUUUUAUGUCUUGGUAUUGCAUUGUGUUUUCUCAAUAUGCCAUUUGAAUAUUUAACACUCCAUUUUGAUCUUCCAUUCAUGUUGCUUUUAGGCGAUAUUAAGCAAGGAGUUUUUUAUGCAACAUUAUUUUCAUUCUGGCUGGUAUUUGCCGGUGAGCACAUGUUAAUACAAGAUACAUCAGCACAAAGCUCUCUGCAAAAGUAUUGGAGACAUUUGAGCGCAGUUGCAAUGGGUUGUAUCUCAUUGUUCAUAUUUGAUAUGUGCGAAAGAGGUGUACAGUUAAGAAACCCAUUCUACUCCAUCUGGGUGACUGAUAUUGGAACUAACCUGGCUUUGACUUUCAUAAUACUUGCUGGGAUAUCAACUGGAGUUUAUUUUCUAUUUUUAUGCUACAUGGUUUGGCAGGUUUUCAUUAAUAUAUCUCAGAAACGUCAAUCACUACCGACAAUGUGCAGCGUUAGGCGUUUGCACUAUGAGGGGAUAAUAUACAGAUUCAAAUUUUUGAUGUUGGCAACUUUACUCUGCGCUGCGUUGACUGUGAUCGGUUUUAUACUGGGACAAGUUGCUGAAGGCCAAUGGAAGUGGGAUGAGAGCAUUGAGCUCGAAUAUACUUCAGCGUUCUUCACUGGAGUGUACGGAAUGUGGAAUAUUUACAUCUUUGCCCUACUUGUACUGUAUGCACCGAGUCACAAGCAUUGGCCAGUCAAUGUGAAUACUUCGGAUACUCAGAAUUUGAGCGAGGAGAUUGAGUUUAGUCCCUUGCCGAGUGAACAUAAUAGUGAGAUUUCAUCACUCACAUCUUUUAUUAGAAAGACAACUGUCGAUUGAAUUCAACUUUUGGCUUUUCUUGCCUUUAAGCGAUAUUAACCAGUAUUAUGUAAGGUCUUAACGUUUUUGAAUUUCUAUAUUUAAUCUUUAGGCUUGUAGCUUAUUCAAGCAAACUAAUGAAUUUUAUGAAUCUCAUUUUGUACUAGAAUAGAAUGUAGUAUUUUAAUAUUUCAGAAUUCUCAAUAAACUUAAUAUUUAUCUUAAUUUAAUCUUUCGAAACGAUUUUAAACAUUUGUAUUGCGACUUAACAACUUCUGUGAUAAAAUCAAAUGAAAAAAAUUGCAUUUUCAACAGUAUUUUUAGAUUUAAGAAUUUAGAUGUUGCCAGUUUUUGUAUUAGUGUUUACCGAUGUAAUCUGUAGUAAUAAAACGUUAAAAACUU